UAAUUAAUAGACAUCAUUCUGAGAAAUGGUGGAAGUCAUUUGCUGGUGUACUUAUUUCUGGUCAUUAUUUAAGAGAAGAAUCCGUUCCUAAUGGUUUUGGUAGUACAGUAUCUUUAUCAAUUAAAGGGAGCAGGUGGUAUGAUAGGUUUGAAUCUGAUCCAGAUGGUACAACAAUUGAUGUAAUACCAACCAAUGACAUGAUAGCGUACGAUAAAGAACAACAAAAACAGCAUUCAAUAAUUCCUUCAAGUCUUAAUCCAAAAUAUGCCGCAUCAGCAGCAGACACGUUUAUAGCCAGCAGUGAUUCCUCAUUGAUAAUUCCAUUGAAAGAUGAUCCUUCAAGUUACAAUGUAUUAUUAGUUAACAUGAAGAAUGUGGGUGGGGAAGUGGGUGGAGCUAAUGUCCCAAUUAAAGACAAAGAGACUGAAGCAUUGGAGAGUGCUCUGUAUGAGGAGCUGGUCAGUUAUAGAAACCAAAUAGCUCAUGAAACUGACAUACCUCCUUUCAUGAUAGCGUCUAACAAACUACUAGGUAUUCUGUCUUUAUCUCGUCCUACUACUGAGGAAUCAUUGCGAUUGAUUGACGGAGUCUCUCAACAAUUUAUUACCAAAUUUGGAAUGAAAUUACUAACAAAAAUAAAAGAAUAUUGUACAGCUCAUCCAACCCUCAGGACUGACACUGAACUCAACAAAGGAAGAGAAGAUACUGACACUGAUACUGGGAAGAUACAAGUAGCCAUAAAGGUUCGUAAGUCCAUCAUUGGUCCAAUAAGUGAAAAGAAUGGAUCCUAUUAUGAUUCAUAUACACGGGAAGGACUCAGUGUGGAGGAGAUAGCUUCAAGACGUGGUGUUCAAGUUCAGACUGUCAUGGGACACUUAGUGGAUUGUUAUGAAGCUGGGUACAUGCUCAACUAUAGAGAAUUGGGGUUUACUGAAGAGAUUGAGAGGCUCAUCACUGACACUAUAAGGAGGCCACCAAUAUCUUCAGACGUAGGAAGAUUAAAGCCGAUUAAAGAACAGUUACCAGAACACAUUGAGUACUGGCAGAUAAGAAUGACAAUAGCACUACUGAUGGUGACCAGUGGAUUCAUUAGGAAUAAACUAACUACAACACCAACACUGACAUCACCUACUUUAUCUUCAGGUUCUUCUGGUACAGCUAGUAAGAGAUCAUUACCAAACACUUUUAAAAGGAGCCACUCCUACAGCAGCAGCAGCAGCAGCAGUGGUGGGUAUGGUAGAGGAUACUUCACUGGGUCUAAGAAGAAAGCAAGGAAGUUCUUUUGAACUAACUCUACAACCAACCAAUGAACACUUCAUUCAUUUAUCAGCUACUAUAAUGCCCUAUUUAAUCUUGUUUAUUAAUCAACACAUUUUAUAAUUAUUAUUAUCACUUUAUUUGUUGCUUUGUAAAAAUAAUUUAAAAAAGAUGUCAGAGACAAUAAUAAUAAUAAUAACUGAUGUGUGGGAGAGUCUAACCUUCAUUAAAUAACUAAUCUCAUUAAUUAGAUCUCACCCUCACUUCCACUCCAGUCUUACUCCACAUCACAAAGAUAAUAACAUGGCUACUCUUUUUCAUGAUACUUCUCAGUCUGAAGAGAAUGGUUCUGAUGAUAAUCUCUCACUAGAAAAUGAGGAAAAGUUGAAGGCUUUGGGCUGUAGAGAAGAUCCAGUCAAUAUAUUAGUGAUUGGUCCAGCUGGUGCUGGUAAAUCAACACUCAUCAAUGCUUUGUUUGGGAAGGAUGUAGCUACGGUUGGAUAUGGAGCAAGAGGUGUUACAACUGAAAUACAUUCUUAUGAAGGAGAGUACAAAGGGGUUAGGAUAAGGGUUUAUGAUACAGUUGGGUUUGAGGGCAGAAGUGAUUGGAGUUAUUUAAGAAAUAUUAGGAGGCAUGAAAAGUAUGAUCUGGUCCUCUUGUGUACCAAGUUAGGAGGAAGAGUUGAUCGAGACACAUUCUUAGAACUGGCCUCUGUCUUACAUGAAGAAAUGUGGAAGAAGACAAUUGUCGUAUUAACAUUUGCCAAUCAGUUUAUUACACUUGGAAGUGUAGCUAAGUCCAAUGACCUGGAGGGUGAAAUAAA
Messenger RNA from Amphimedon queenslandica, 2081 nucleotides. RefSeq names its product Werner syndrome ATP-dependent helicase homolog. Bases 198 to 1286 code for a protein of 362 amino acids. Gene Ontology annotation, molecular function: nucleic acid binding; nucleotide binding. NCBI's taxonomy places the organism in Eukaryota, Metazoa, Porifera, Demospongiae, Haplosclerida, Niphatidae. The transcript is spliced from 12 exons. The record is from RefSeq and is a predicted model, not a curated record.